Sphaeroforma arctica JP610 is the source of this 269-nucleotide messenger RNA. RefSeq lists its product as hypothetical. The annotation marks the transcript as partial. The transcript has a single exon. Lineage: Eukaryota; Ichthyosporea; Ichthyophonida. The record is from RefSeq and is a predicted model, not a curated record.
CUACCACCACAGACACCACCGUACACGUGCCUGCUCUGCUGGAUGGAGAGCCCCAUCGAGAGAUUGCCACUAUACUGGAAGGCCCGUCUAAUGAUAUCUUGGACAUGAGCAAGUUCACAGAGAGCAAGACAAAGACACUCACACAAAGUGCGGUGUUGGACGCUGCUCCGGUGGUCUCGCCGGUUAAGGAGACGGCAGCCGUAUGUAUAGGUGGAUGUGUGUAUAUUGGUGAAUGUAUGCUUAUGUGUGUGUGUAUUUAUAGUUAUUAA